AUUGGGUUAAAGUAACCAUUGAUAUUCCUUACGCGUCACCUCCUCAGGGGAUGAAGUAUUUUACAAUAAUCGGACCACACAUUGAUUGCAUGGAUGAACAAUACCUCAAGCCGUUAAUUGGUUCGGACAAGAGAUCUGUUUGUUGUUUGUGUUGUCAACGAGGAGUUGUAAGUCUGAAGACUUUGAUGGAAAGGACGGCCUAUUGUUGCGGUGAAAGUAUUCGUCUGAAAGCGGAUAUUGAUAAUCAAAGUGAAGAAAAUGUGAGACUUAAGCUAAAACUGGUGCAG
Molecule: messenger RNA, 287 nt
Organism: Oppiella nova
Lineage: Eukaryota; Metazoa; Arthropoda; Arachnida; Sarcoptiformes; Oppiidae
Source: the annotation of a GenBank genome assembly